Messenger RNA from Ylistrum balloti, 891 nucleotides. RefSeq lists its product as uncharacterized. Bases 1 to 891 code for a protein of 296 amino acids. Lineage: Eukaryota; Metazoa; Mollusca; Bivalvia; Pectinida; Pectinidae. The transcript is spliced from 3 exons. The record is from RefSeq and is a predicted model, not a curated record.
AUGAGGAUUCAGUUGUACUUUCUCAGUGGAACAAUUGCUGUAGUAGUUGUCUCCCUUGGGACGAUGUCGCUCAUACGAAGGAUUCUUCGACGGCAUUCGAACAGGGUGACCAACGGAGAGAUGGCUGUUAUAAACACUGACGUAGACUCGCUGACCUCGAGUGAAUCAAUGGACAUGGUCCUCACAGUACUGUCUGACUCUACCACAGACGAUUCUUGUCAGGAUACGUCCUCUGGUACAUCACGGAAUGUUGACUGCAGACGCAAACGACGUAAGCUGGCUUCACUUAUAAGACAAAAGAGCCAGAAGGAGUUGAAGCUUGACCAUAAACAACAGGAGAUCAUACAAAUUGAUGCUGAAAUAAGAGAAGUUAUGCGCAUGCUCAAACAUAUAGAUAUCAGGGACAUUGCUCUGGAUGAGGAAGUUCAAUUCAAAAGACUGGAGUUGAUGUCCAUGUUUCCAAGCGUGACAGAGGACUCAGAGAAGGACAUUCGACAUAAGGAAGCAAUCUACCACCGGCGAUUCACAAAUAUCAAGUCUGCGGUCGACGCCAAGAAUCUCCUGACAAUGAUCAGGACAAGGAAACACGCCCUUGACCAACUCGAACUUCUCACUUACCGGAAGUACGUCAGUAUUCAACAUGACAUCGAGGCUAAAGACAAUUCUACAGUUUCUCCCCUGAAUCCCUGUCGGCCGAACUUCGAUCAUCUGUUCAGUGUUAUAAGGGAGAGGAUUGCCCAGCAGCAAGCUGGAGGACAGUUCGCCGACUUCGACGCCACGGCGGAUGAUGUCUUCCCUACAAUGUCCAAUUCUAGCCAAACCACCGAUAAUGGAACCCUCCAACUGCGGCUUGACCCGACACGUGCGCCACCGUCCGAGUCUGUGGUGUGA